Messenger RNA from Rubroshorea leprosula, 920 nucleotides. The record is from the annotation of a GenBank genome assembly. NCBI's taxonomy places the organism in Eukaryota, Viridiplantae, Streptophyta, Magnoliopsida, Malvales, Dipterocarpaceae.
AUCGAAUUUUGGACAAUUCAAUUCCAAAAAUUUCUUCUUAUGUCCAAAAUUUAAGAAAGUUGUAUGUGGAGGGUUGUGGUAAUUUGAAAAAUCUAUUGACAUCCUCCAUGGUUAAUAGUUUUGAGCAAUUAAAUUGGCUCGAGAUUCGGGAUUGUCAUAUGAUGGAAGAGAUAAUACUUGCAGAAGAAUCAAUCGAUGAGGAAAGGAUGUGUAAGAUUUUCUUCCCUAACCUGGCGUUCUUCCAAGACCUUCCAAAACUCACAAGAUUUUGUUCUGGAAAUUACUUGGAAUUACCAUGCCUUUGGAAACUUAAGAUAAGCAAGUGCCAUGUGCUAAAAACUUUCAUCUCUAGCUUUAUUUUUGGAGACAUGAGAGCCAGUUCUGAAAAUGUCAAAAGCACUUGUAUGCCUUCCCUCUUUGAUGCAAAGGUGGCAUUCCCCAAAUUAGAGCGUUUGGUAAUUGAACAUGUGAAGAGCUUGAAUAAGAUAUGGAGCGAACAACUCCAAGUAGAUUCUUUUGGCCAACUAACUUUGUUGAGUCUAGUUUCAUGUGAAAAGUUAAUGAAUAUUUUCCCAUUUGGUAUGGUGGAAAGGCUUCAAAGACUAGACAAACUCCAAAUAUGGAACUGUGAUUCACUUGAAGAGAUACUUGAGUCUCAAGAACUUGGUGUUAACCAAUCACAAGCUCAAAAGGCCACUCCGCUACCUUUGUUGGAAACCAUCAUAUGCUUGGAGGAUGAGUGAAGGAUGAGAUUGUCCUUAGCAAACUCAAGUAUUUGCAACUUUGUGGUUUGCCUAGACUUUCAAGCUUUUGCUCGGUUAAAUGCAAGUUUGAGUUCCCAUUUUUGGAAGAGGUGAUAUUGAUGGAUUGUCUAAGUAUGCAGACUUUCUCUAUGGAUGAAAUAAGAAUGCCAAAAUUGC